UCCUGCCAAGAUGAAGCUGCUGUUGCUGUGUCUAGGGCUGACUCUAGUCUGUGCCCAUGAGGAAGAAAACGUUGUGAGAAGCAACAUCGAUGUUUCAAAGAUUUCAGGAGAGUGGUAUUCCAUUCUCUUGGCCUCAGAUGUUAAGGAAAAGAUAGAAGAAAAUGGUAGCAUGAGGGUUUUUGUCGAACACAUCAAAGCCCUGGACAACUCUUCUCUGGCCUUUGUAUUGCAUACAAAAGAGAACGGAAAGUGUACUGAAAUAUUUCUGGUUGCUGACAAAACAAAGGAUGGUGUAUAUAGUGUUGUGUAUGAUGGAUACAAUGUAUUUAGCAUAGUUGAAACGGUCUAUGAUGAGUAUCUCCUGUUACAUCUUCUGAAUUUUGACAAGAAGAGACCAUUCCAACUGGUAGAGUUCUAUGCCCGAGAACCAGAUGUGAGUCAAAAACUCAAGGAAAAGUUUGUGAAAUACUGCCAAGAACAUGGGAUUGUUAAAGAAAACAUACUUGACCUGACUGAAGUUGAUCGCUGUUUACAGGCCCGAGGAAGUGAAGCGGCCCAGGACUCCAGUGUUGAGUGAAUGCUUCCUUACCUGGGCUCCAGGAUCUUCCCUUCUGUGGUCCCCACACCAUCUAGUGACAAGUGCUGUGACCUGAUUUCCAUCAUAAUCACAUAGGAAAGCAUUAUCUCUGCAUCUUCAGAAUCUUCCUUAAUUGUCUAGGAAAACAUCAACCAACCAAGAUUUCAAGAUUUUCUCCAAAAUUUCCAGCUGUCUUUCCCAUGCCCAGGAGAACUCUGUCAUGAAUAAGAACUUCCUAUGCCUGGUCAAUAAAUGAUUAGCCUUG
Puma concolor (puma) is the source of this 842-nucleotide messenger RNA. RefSeq names its product allergen Fel d 4. NCBI's taxonomy places the organism in Eukaryota, Metazoa, Chordata, Mammalia, Carnivora, Felidae. Gene Ontology annotation, molecular function: small molecule binding; odorant binding. The record is from RefSeq and is a predicted model, not a curated record.